Messenger RNA from Plasmopara halstedii, 1818 nucleotides. Its product is annotated as FOG: Ankyrin repeat. Bases 1 to 1818 code for a protein of 605 amino acids. Gene Ontology annotation, molecular function: protein binding. Lineage: Eukaryota; Oomycota; Peronosporomycetes; Peronosporales; Peronosporaceae. The transcript has a single exon. The record is from RefSeq and is a predicted model, not a curated record.
AUGGUGGGCUCUACAAUGCUCGUGCUUACCACUCCGUCGUUAUUCCGUUUCGUCAUGACUUUCAUCGACGGGGUACCAGGUCGCGUCUUGUCUCUUAUAAACGCGCUUCAACAUGACCAACAUCGCGUUCCAUGGUCUGCCACUGGUUUUCUACCUCGAGAUGCCAUUCAACGUGGGGAUUUGGACACACUACGUCACUUGUAUCGUCUGUCGACCACAAAAACGUACAAGUUGCGGCCGGAAUUAUCAUUUGAUGGUGCUGUAUGCUUUGCUAUUCAACUUGGACGAUUCGAAAUGGUUCAAUAUCUAGUCACGAUAGCGAUGCAAGACAAAACUGAGCACUUUACUGAUCAAAUUGGAGGUAGUACGCUACUUGGGUGGGCAAUUCGAUACUCUAACGUUCUUAAGUCGGAACAUAAAGUGGAAAUUGUUGAGUGGGUAGCUAAAAUAUACUCAAAGUCAGCGUUAAAAGAUGUCAAUGCCGACGAUUUAAGUCGUGCAGGGAUUUUCGUGCUAACGUUUUUGAAAGAAAGAGGUCUGGCGACGACUGGAUUUACUGAUCCAAAGCUGGUAGAUCUCGUAGCUGGUGGUGGCAAUUUGGUUGUAUUGAGAUUCUUAUUUGAGAGGGAAAACGAAGAUAGGCAAGUGCCGCGAUGCACAUCGGAUGCUAUGGAUAAAGCAGCAAUGAAUGGACAUCUACAGAUUGUACAAUACUUGCAUGAACAGAGUAUUGGAGGAUGCACCGUUGCAGCAAUGGAUGGUGCAGCAAAAAAUGGGUAUUUGGACGUCGUGAAAUUUUUGCACGCACAACGAAGUGAAGGAUGUACUGUUUCAGCGAUGGAUGGAGCUGCUCGCAGUGGACAUCUUGAGAUAGUUACUUUUUUGCAUACAAAUCGAAGAGAAGGCUGUACGACUGCUGCAAUGGAUGGGGCAGCUACGAGGGGAUACCUUGAGAUUGUGCAGUAUUUACACGAACAUCGCAGUGAAGGAUGCACGACAAAUGCAAUGAAUGGUGCAGCUCAAAGUGGACACUUAGAUGUGAUAACAUAUUUACACAACUUUCGUACAGAAGGCUGUACGACCGAUGCAAUGGAUGGUGCUGCACUUGUGGGAAAUUUGUCAGUGGUGAAAUUUCUACAUGAAAAUCGAAAGGAAGGAUGCACUUCAAAUGCAAUUGAUGGGGCUGCUUGGCGAGGCCAUUUUGAUGUAGUUCAGUACUUGGUGAGGCAUCGAUCAGAGGGUUGUACGUUUCAAGCCUUGGAUACUGCUUGUCAAUCUGGCAAUUUAAACAUUGUGCGUGUUCUACAUGAAAACGGAGAUGCUUCUUGCACAACUAAAGCGAUGGACAAUGCUGCAAGCAGUGGGCAUCUGGAAAUUGUGCGAUAUUUGCACGAAAAUCGAAUCGAAGGGUGUACGAAAGACGCCAUGACAAAUGCAGCGAUUCACGGGUAUGCUACAAUUGUUCAAUAUCUCGGUGAGCACAGGCACGAAGGUGCGCAUGAGUAUACUCUAGAACGAGCUGCAGCAUUAGGGAAUGUGCAAUGUGUGGAUGCACUUCUUCGAUACUCUAUCCAAGGAUGUCUUUUUGAAGCUCGUUGUGCUGCACUAGAUGCUGGGCAUUCUCGUGUCGCCAUCCUGUUGUCUGCUUGGAUUAAUCCCGACGUUCAGACAUGUUGUUUGAGAAAGUAUCACGUACGUCCAGGCCCUCGAUGGUGUCAAAAACCACCUCGAAGUGAGAAAUCGUUUUCCGUCACGAAACAGACGGGCAAUGAGUCCAUGACGUCUUGUGUUGUGACCCUUUUAAGGUGGUUUCAGUGA